Molecule: messenger RNA, 1269 nt
Organism: Heterobilharzia americana
Lineage: Eukaryota; Metazoa; Platyhelminthes; Trematoda; Strigeidida; Schistosomatidae
Source: the annotation of a GenBank genome assembly
AUGAAAAUGAAUGGAACGAAUGGAAAAGGUUGUGCUUCACCAACAUUUUAUGUACCAAAAAACGGAGUCUACGAUGAGAAUGGUCAAUCAUCUAGUGAAUUAACUUAUGAAUUUGAUGAAAAAAUAACUGCUCCCACCUAUACAUUUAAUACAAUAAACCAAGGUAGUGAGUAUCCUCACCAUAAUUUCCAAGUGCAAUAUUUUCAAACUCAGCAGACUCCGUACGUAAAUUAUGCAAAUGCACAUUCUCAAGCUGACAAUGGAAUUAGUGAUGAAAAUGAAAGAAGUCCUCAGUUUUCCCCAUUAGGUCAAAGAGAUAUAGCUGAAUUUAUGCACAGACAAGAAGUCCGAAAUAAAUCAAGUUCAGGAACAUCAAGUAGUGUUAACAAUGAAGAUGAUAAGUCAUACCAAUGGAAGAAGAGUGAAACUGAAACACUAUCACACGAAUUUGGUGUUGACUUGCCAACAACAUGUCUCAGCAGUGUUUCCGUUGCAAAUUCAUUUAAGCAGAACAUCUCAAAAGCAUUAACGACGCAGCGCCAACAGUAUCAAGGUAUACAUCCACCUAGAAAUGAAAUGGGAGGAACUCAGUUGUUUGCUUAUGAAAAUAAACGCAUGAUACCACCACCUCCAGAAUCGCCUCCCCCUCCUGCACCAAAAUAUUAUCUCGACGGGCAUAAUCGUGACAAAUCUUUGAAUUAUCACUCCUCAUUGAUGGAGAACAAUGAACAUUAUGAAAUAACCUCCGAGUUUUCAUUUUCAUUAUGUCCCUCUCCUCAUUCACUUUUUCCAGUACAAAAUGAUAAAAUACAGCUGAUAUCACAGUUUGCAGUGACAACGGAAAAGCAGCAUGAAGAAUCUGAACAACAAUUCAAGGGCACUACUGUUACCAAUAUUAAUGAUAAUAACAGUCAAAUCUUCCAGUCAAAUAAUGAAUGCUCUACAAAUGAGAGGAGCAUAUAUUACUCCGAAUUCGACAGUAGUGAUGAUGAAGUGCAAAAUCAAACUGUUGACAGUAUUGGUAAAGGACAUGAAGAAAUGACGAUAAAUUCAAAGGGUAAUUUCAGUAAUUUCAAGCAAAACUUUAAUUCAUCUAAUCAGCAACACUAUGCAGUAAACACAUCAUUCUGUUUAGAAAAGCAAACGGUUGUCUCGAGACCAUUACUGUUAUUAAAUGAGCAUACAAUACCAAAUUCACCGCAGUCGUCUUUCUGUGUUUCAUUAAGUCCUGAGGAACAUGCAAGUUCAACCUACGCUCAAGUGUAUUGA